AUGCCGUCGCGCUCGCUCCGCGUCGCCGUCAUCGGCGCCGGGGCCGCCGGCCUGGUGGCGGCGCGCGAGCUGCGGCGCGAAGGCCACGCCCCCGUCGUGUUCGAGCGCACCGACGGCGUGGGCGGCACCUGGGUCUACGAAGCCGACGCCGACGCGUCCGCCUCGCCGGAGCCGCCCGUCACCCAGCGGCGCUCGAACCUCUACGCGUCCCUCCGCACCAACCUCCCGCGCGAGUGCAUGGGCUUCCUCGACUUCCCCUUCGUCGCGGGCCCCGACGGCGACCCCCGCAGGUUCCCCGGGCACGCGGAGGUGCUCCGGUACCUCCAGAGCUUCGCGCGGCGGUUCGACCUCCACGGCCUCGUCCGGCUGGAGACGGAGGUGGUCCGGGUGAGCAGGGAGGCGAGCGGCACCAGCUGGCGCGUCAGGUACUCGAGGAAGGCGCCCGGCAGCGAGAAGCGCGAAGCGGAGGAGGAGGUGUUCGACGCCGUCGUCGUCUGCAACGGCCACUACUCCAAGCCGCACUUCGCCGACGUCGCCGGCGCGGAUGCUUGA
Messenger RNA from Triticum turgidum subsp. durum (durum wheat), 552 nucleotides. Lineage: Eukaryota; Viridiplantae; Streptophyta; Magnoliopsida; Poales; Poaceae. The record is from the annotation of a GenBank genome assembly.